GUUGCUUUGGGGAUGCAAUCCCACUACUGUGAAUGUAACUUUUCAUUCUGUACCAGGCGGCCAAGAACUGUCUUCUACUGAGCUGAUAAUAAUCUUUUCUUUUUAUCUUUUCUUAUUCCCCGGGGGACUCCUGCCUUGGUUCAUACUUCCGCCUGGUUUGAUCUUGAUAGCCAACUGGUUCCUACAUGACACGUCGCCCUGGUCCACGGCCCUUCCCCGCCUUACAGCCUCUGCAGCCACAAGACUUUCACACCCCUGGGCCAAUGAACCCCUAAACCAUAUUUGCUCAUUCACGGUUCGGGCCUUGGCUGCCAGGAAGUUGUGUUAGCAACUCUGCAGGUCCAAGCGCUUCGAACCCACCGUCAUCUCACCAGCGACUACCACGGUGGGAGCACAAUGACCGGCGCACACCAACAACUUUCAGCCAGGGUGGCAUUUAUCGGCCCUGGGGAGGAGCCUUCCUGCCAAAUACUGGGUAUUGGGGAGACGGCCUCGUUGAAGAAAGCGAAAUCGUCAAAUCUUUGCCUUUUUUGGUCUAUGUAUGCGAGUAGCGCCAGCGGCUAGAAUGCCGGAUGCAUCAAGCGCAAACGAGUCUUAAAACUUUCUUGUGUUUGCAAAAAGGUUUAUCUUAAUCGACAGGGGUCCGCUGUGGCUUUUGUUUGGCA
Molecule: messenger RNA, 665 nt
Organism: Pyricularia oryzae 70-15
Lineage: Eukaryota; Fungi; Ascomycota; Sordariomycetes; Magnaporthales; Pyriculariaceae
Exons: 2
Source: RefSeq, a predicted model, not a curated record